UAGUCUCAGUUUGCCAAUGGAACCGCUUACAUACAUUUUAUUGCAUUUUAGAGUUUAAUGAUGAAGUAAUUUUACAGUUUAAUGCUGAACUGGAAAUGAAACGAGAAUAAUAUCUAAAGAAGUUUUAUCUAAUUAACAAUUUGUUCAGAUAGUUCCAUGUUUUGUGUGAAAAAAUUGUUUUUUUUUUGUUUUCUGCAGUGUACAUCCAAAAAUGCUUUUUGGUUGUCUGUAUAUAUUUUGUUUUCUUUACAUUCAAUAAUUCAAAAUUGUUUCGUUCUUGCAGAUUAUAUGCAAAAAACUUUUGCCAACAAUUUUCUGCUGCUGUUCCUUUGUUUGCUCUUCAAUAUUAUAUUGGUUUUGUAUUGUUACUCAGGUAUGAAGUAUAAAGUACUGUUAGACUAUUUCUGUAUUCCCUUUAUAAUAUGUACAGCUAAUGUAAUAUCAAAUUUUUUUAACUGUUGUCAUUUUAUUUUGCAGAUUUGGGGAACAGUUUGCAGUCAGAUUCGUUAACUGUUAUUGAUCCAGUUAUGCUGCCGAAUACUGGAACAACAAAAGGAAAAAGAUCCUUGCAACAGAGGGAUCAUUACAUUAAGUCAGAAAGAUGGAAGCAAUUAGUAUCUUAACAAGGCCCGGUGGAAGAAGAAGAGAUUGUGCAGAUCAACAAUGAAGAAAUCGAUCAUCAAGCCAAAUCAAGGACAUCAAAAAGAAGAAAACAAGUAUCUCAACCAAUAAUGACAAGACAGAAUCAGCUUGGGGAAAUGAGCAAUCAGAAUGUUGACAUAAUGGAAGAUCGUGAUCAACAAGAGGUUGGUCAGAUCACAGAUGAAUAUCAACAUUCAUACGGUCAAGCAUCAUAUCAAAGAAGUAGACAAGGAUCCGCUAUUGCAUAUGAAGAUUCAGGUGACAAUGUUUACACAUGUGAUUAUUGCGGUGCAUGUUUUUGGUUUGAUGAAGCUAUUAAACAAACAUCUACAAGAAUAUCACCUAUCUACACAAAUUGUUGCAAAAAAGGACAGAUCAAACUUCCAGAACCAAAACCAACUCCCGAUUUUCUUAGAACACUAUUGGAUCCGAAUAAUGGUUCAGAAAGUAAACUUUUUAGAGAAAACAUCAGCGUUUAUAAUUCAAUGUUUUCUUUUACAUAUAUGGGAGCAACAAUUGAUCAUCGAAUAAAUACUGGAUCAGGUCCUUAUGUUUUCAAAAUCAGUGGUCAAGUCCAUCAUUUAAUGGGUUCUAUAUUACCUUCUGACGGUGAAUCUUCUAAAUAUGCUGAAUUAUAUAAAUAUGAUACAAAAAAUGAGAUUUCAAAUCGUAUUAGUGCUAUUGAUCCUACUCACGUUAAUCAAAACAUCAAACCAUAUAUUGUUGAAGGGCUUAUUAAAAUGUUUGACGAAAUUAAUGAAUUAACAAAACAAUUUUGAACAAUAAGAGAUAAAUUCGAAAAUCAUUCUUUACCUUUAUUUAAUAUGAGCAUACUUGAUUGCUUACCAACUGAUAGCAAACAAUAUGAAAGACCGACAUCUGAUGAAAUCAGCGGUCUAAUUGUUGGCGAUAUUGGACAAUAUAAUUCAAAUAGAGAUAUAAUUGUUGAAUCAAAUGAUAGACAUUUACAAUGAAUUUCCAAAAUACAUCCAAAGUAUAUGUCACUGCAAUAUCCAAUUCUUUUUCCAUAUGGUGAAGAUGGGUAUAAAUCUAAUUUACUAAUGCAAAAAACUUAUGCAAAUUCUCAACAAAAAAGAGAGAGAAUAUCAAUGCGGAGUUAUAUUACAUAUCAAAUUCAAGAUAGACGUAACAUAGAAAAUACUUUAUUACAAGGUGGCC
This is a messenger RNA of Rosa rugosa (rugosa rose), 1821 nucleotides long. RefSeq lists its product as uncharacterized. The coding region runs from base 732 to 1421 and encodes 229 amino acids. NCBI's taxonomy places the organism in Eukaryota, Viridiplantae, Streptophyta, Magnoliopsida, Rosales, Rosaceae. The record is from RefSeq and is a predicted model, not a curated record. The transcript has 6 exons.